UGCCCUCCAUAAUAAAGUCCAAAUUCAAAAAGUCAUUGCACAUACUUGUGCAUAUAAUAUGUACAUAUCUUUUUAAACUGUUCACCAUUGUCAGAUGCCCAAGACCACUGCUAAACUAGAGGACUUUGAGGUCCUUGUUACCAUUGGCUCUGGAACAUAUGGAACUUGUAAAAAAAUUCGCAGGAAGGCAGACAGUAAAGUGUUUGUCUGGAAGGAGGUAGACUACCAUGGAAUGACAGAGAAAGAGAAGCAGUUGCUAGUCCAAGAGGUCAAUCUUCUACGUGAACUGAGGCACCCUAACAUAGUGCGUUACCAUGACCGGAUCAUUGACCGCACCCACUCCACACUGUUCAUCAUAAUGGAGUAUUGUGAGGGAGGUAGUCUAGCAGACCUCAUUGCAAGGAAAAGGAAGGAGAAGACCUACAUAGAGGAUGCCUUUGUGUGGCAAGUAUUUCACCAAAUCUUGUUGGCUCUGGAGGACUGUCAUAGAAAAAGAGAAGGAGUACAUAAGAUUCUUCACCGAGAUCUGAAGCCUGCUAAUGUGUUCCUUGACAAGGACCUCAAUGUUAAACUGGGUGACUUUGGACUUGCUCGAAUUCUCCAUCACAAUUUCUCUCUUGCAAAAACCUUUGUAGGCAGUCCUUACUACAUGUCUCCAGAACAAUUCACAGAAGAGCUGUACGAUGAGAAGUCAGAUCUGUGGUCUCUAGGUUGCCUAGUGUACGAACUAUGUGCCCUCUCUCCUCCAUUUACGGCCCCUAACCAAAGAGUCCUGGCCACCAGAGUCAGAGAUGGCCAGUUCAGAAGGAUCCCUCACACAUUCUCAUCUGAGUUACAGUCAGUUAUAGCUGACCUGCUUCAAACCAAGCCAUCAAGGCGCCCCAGUAUUCGAGAGCUUCUGGAGAGCGUAUCACAACACACUACUUUGUCACCUACCGUACAACGACAAACAAUUCUUGCCAACUUAACGGGAAAAUGUGAGAGAAAACUUAUCCAACGAGAGGAUAUAGUUAGAGAGAAAGAGAAAGCCCUUGCAGAAAGAGAAAGAAGAUUGAUUGCUAGGGAGAAAGCACUUGCUGAGAAAGAGCGACUAUUUCAUAAAGACACACAUGUUUACCGGAGGUCUCCGCUGGAACCUAUGGAAACUAACUCCUAAUGUAUGGUACCACUAUUUUACAUUUACAGAUUUUCAUUUGGGAGGGCAUGCAUUUGCCCUCCUUUUAGUUCAUCAAAGCUGAAUUAUUUUAACAACAUUAAUUAAGAGAGAAGUCACGAUAAAAUUUAAACUGCAAUUUGUUUCUGUUUUCUGUUACAUGUACAUAUCCUUUACAAAAAUGUAAUGAGUGUGCUACAUAAACUUGCA
Halichondria panicea is the source of this 1363-nucleotide messenger RNA. Its product is annotated as serine/threonine-protein kinase Nek2-like. NCBI's taxonomy places the organism in Eukaryota, Metazoa, Porifera, Demospongiae, Suberitida, Halichondriidae. The transcript is spliced from 7 exons. Gene Ontology annotation, molecular function: protein kinase activity; ATP binding. The record is from RefSeq and is a predicted model, not a curated record. Gene Ontology annotation, biological process: protein phosphorylation. The coding region runs from base 95 to 1156 and encodes 353 amino acids.